Molecule: messenger RNA, 2028 nt
Organism: Phalaenopsis equestris
Lineage: Eukaryota; Viridiplantae; Streptophyta; Magnoliopsida; Asparagales; Orchidaceae
Product: bystin
Exons: 13
Coding region: 358-1704 (448 amino acids)
Biological process (GO): rRNA processing
Cellular component (GO): nucleolus; preribosome, small subunit precursor; cytoplasm
Molecular function (GO): snoRNA binding
Source: RefSeq, a predicted model, not a curated record
UUUUGGUUGCUACCUAGCCCCAAAUUAACCUCGCGACUUCUCCUUCUUCCCUCGGAAACCCUCGCAGAAAGCUGCGAAUUCUCCUACCUCCCUCCUGUCCGAAAUCCCCGCUGACAGCCGCAACUGGUGGAAGGAAAAGACGGGGUGGCCGUGCUCGAAGAAGAAGAAGAACACCAAAAGUCCAUUCUCUCUCCCACUUCUGCUCUGUUCCCGCGUGAGAAAUCGCGAAGGGGCUGUCUGGCAGCGGAUUUAUUAUAAUUUUUGCUGUUUGGUAGGAUUUAGGUUAAAUCCUGCUACCAAACAGCCUCUUAGGUCUAGUUAAAGAGCUCCACUUUUCCUUCACCGAUCUUUUUGGCCAUGGCCGGGAAGAAGCGGAAGCAGCAACUGCAGCAGCAGCAGAAGCCACAACACCGAUUGGCUCUCGACGCUGAUGAUGACUCCGUGGUGUCGAAGAAGAUCGCACGGCACUCUAAGCAACAUCAGAAAGGAGAUAAGAUGAUAUCUUCUGAUCUUAGCUCGAAGAUCCUUAAGGAGUCUCUUAAUCAGCAGAAAGAAAUUCUCCGGGAAGAAGAGGCGGAGCUGGACCAUGCGGCAUUCUCACAAGUAGACAACUCCGAUCCGGAGGAAAAGAGCGACGACGGAAGUUACGAUUUUGAUGGGUUCUCGGAAACCAUAAGUGCGCACGAUUUGGGUGUAGAAGAGAUCAAUGAGGAAGAUGAAGCGGCUUUAGCAGCUUUCUUUGGAAAUGAUGCUGGUCCGCAGCUCACACUCUCGGAUAUCAUUAUCAAGAAAAUUAAGGAAAAGGACGUGCAGGCUUCCUCUGAAGAGAGGCCCAUGCCAAUGUUUGAUGAUGGUGUUAUAGACAUAUACAAAAAAGUUGGAAACGUGCUCAGUAGAUACACAAGCGGUAAAGUGCCAAAGGCGCUUCAACGCAUUGCAAUUAUGGAACGAUGGGAAGAAAUUCUUUAUAUAACUGAACCUGAGAAAUGGUCCCCAAAUGCAAUGUAUCAAGCUACAAGAAUAUUUGCAUCGAGGUUAAACCCGAAGAAGGCUCAAAGGUUUUACAAGCUCGUGAUACUCCCUCGUGUUAGAGAAGAAAUUCAAAAGAACAAACGGCUUCAUCGUGCUCUUUAUGAAGCAUUAAAGAAGAGCCUCUACAAGCCGGCUGGGUUUUUUAAGGGCAUUUUAUUUCCGUUAUGUCAGUCACAAACAUGCAGCCUUAUAGAAGCACACAUUAUUGGAAGUAUAAUUCAAAAAGUAUCAAUACCACCGCUUCAUUCAAGUGUAGCAUUGAUGACUUUAGCAGACAUGAAUUACUAUGGUACAACUAGCUUUUUCAUAAAGCUACUUGUUGAGAAGAAAUAUGCGCUGCCGUAUCGAGUACUUGAUGCUCUAGUCGCACAUUUUAUGAGAUUCCUCGAAGAUGAAAGAGCUAUGCCUGUAAUUUGGCAUCAAACACUUCUUGCUUUUGUACAAAGGUACAAAAAUGAGUUGACAAAGGCAGAUAAGAAUAAUCUGGACCGCUUAUUGCAACAUCAAAAACAUUAUUUGGUUACACCUGAAAUCCGCAGAGAACUGAAAAAUAGCAGACUCAGAGGCGAGAAAGGCGAUAUAACAUCACAAGCUCCUCUCAUCUCUGUAUUAAAUAAGCCAAUUGAGGAAGACAGGUGGGAUAUUCCAGAUGUCCCUAUGGAAGAGGAUUAAAGAUGUUCUCGCUGCCGCCAACUUGGUUUAAUUGAGCUUGGCUUCCCGACACUGAACGUCAAUGUUGAUGCACAAGUGUUUGGACUUUUUUGCAGGAAUUUCAUAGUUUAUGCAUUUAAUUGAAAUGUUUAUUGGUUGAAAUUUCUGGAUUGAAGUUAUAUUUGAGCUGUAUAAUUUAUGUGGGUAUGCUGUAUAGUUUAUGCAUUGCUUAUCAUUUAAUCAAACUUCAGGUUGAGGAGUUGUUGGACAUGAAAUGCAUGUGGGUAUGCUCUCAGGAUGAUUCAGUUAAUGUAUUCUUAUUUUCUGGUAAAAUUACAGGUGACU